Messenger RNA from Enterobius vermicularis (human pinworm), 1494 nucleotides. NCBI's taxonomy places the organism in Eukaryota, Metazoa, Nematoda, Chromadorea, Rhabditida, Oxyuridae. The record is from the annotation of a GenBank genome assembly.
AUGCCACCGAAUAGUCCAAGAUGUGCGUUCGUGAAAUCUAUCAAGAAUGAAAGCAUCACAGUUUCUUAUGAUGGAGAUUCGGCACAUACGGAAGAGGUGAAAUAUGAAGAGUGUCGGCUCCCUCCUCGCACUAAUAAGUUCACUCCUGGAUCACUGAAAGUUGGUGACAUAAUAGAGGCUUUGAUAAAGCAAGAUGACGAGAAAGUUUUUGGAUGGCAAAAAGCAAGGAUAAAAGAACUUAAAGGUGAAUUGGCAGCUGUGGAAACCGUUGAAGGGCCAUCGCGUAUGGAUAUAGUGCCUUUUGAACGUCUUCGUUUAUUGCCAACAAAGAGCAACCCAAUUAAACAGAGUGAUUUUAAGCGUACGGAAAUCGCAGUGCCUGAAGAUCUACGUGAUUAUUUUAAGAGACCCGGUUCAUUUGAUGACUUCGUUCAUACCGUCAAAAACGUGUUUGUUGAAUAUGAUGAAGAAUCUGGAAAUUUACUUAUUUCUACUUAUGAAGAACAAGCAAUCAAACGAGCUGAGGUGCUUUCAUUCAUGUAUUUUAAAGAUUCACGUCAAAAGAUGCUACUACUUCAACGCCAAGAAGAGGCUGCUCGUUUACUAGAAAACGCAUCUCUUUAUUCAUCGACGCAUGUUGAGGAGUUUACUGUUCCUUUUGAAUUAAUGGGUUUGGCUAUCGGCUCUCAUGGUACAAACAUACAGGCAGCACGUAAUAUUAAAGGUGUAGAAGACAUUCAAGUGAUUGAGAAUGCCGAUGGUCAUACGCCGGUUUUGUUUAAAGUCUAUGCUGAAAGUCCUGAAGCCGCACAGUCGGCUCGUUCAAUGCUUGAAUAUGCCAUGGAGUCUUUCGACGUUCCGCGCGGAAUGGUCGGGAAAGUAAUCAGCAAAUCUGGUCGAACUAUUCAGGACAUUGUGGAUAAAUCUGGUGUUGUUCGAGUUCAAAUCGAAGGUGGUGACGGGCAAAAUAGGGCCGAUGAAAAUGCAGACGAGCCCGUCCCGUUUGUAUUUACUGGGACAAAAGAUUCCAUUGCUAUGGCACAUUUGCUUAUUGAGUACCACUUGCGUCAUUUGAAAGAAAUGGAUGAAAUGCGUGUAAGCGUUGUUGAGAUGCAGCGGCAACUUCAUUCGCGUACAACCCCUCCUCCAUCCGGUGUGAAUGGGAACGGCUAUCGCUAUGAAAGAGGUGGGCAGGACGGGUUUGCUGGUGCGCGAGGAGCACCCGUUCGAGGUCGUGGGCGUGGAGGUUCUCUUCGUGGAGCAUUUAGGCAAAAUAGAGGUAGUGGGGAGCAAGAAGAACGGCGUCGUGGGAUGGAGGAUGAUAAAGUCCCAGAAAAGGAAGAUAGUAGUGACAGAGAUAUGCGCAGAGGACCAACUGCGUCACGUACGCGAGCUGGUUCUCGGCGUGGUGGGAGUGUUUACGUUAAAAAACCAAAAAUCCUUUUCUUGUUAGUCGUUCUUCAGAGCGGUGGUGUAGUUUGCGCAAUUUCGUGA